Neurospora tetraspora is the source of this 3336-nucleotide messenger RNA. RefSeq names its product Spc98 family-domain-containing protein. The record is from RefSeq and is a predicted model, not a curated record. NCBI's taxonomy places the organism in Eukaryota, Fungi, Ascomycota, Sordariomycetes, Sordariales, Sordariaceae. Gene Ontology annotation, cellular component: mitotic spindle pole body; centrosome; equatorial microtubule organizing center. Gene Ontology annotation, biological process: cytoplasmic microtubule organization; meiotic cell cycle; mitotic cell cycle. Bases 230 to 3169 code for a protein of 979 amino acids. Gene Ontology annotation, molecular function: gamma-tubulin binding; microtubule minus-end binding. The transcript is spliced from 2 exons.
GCUGGAUGAUCAGAAGAGUUCACCAAGACAACCACCUAACAAGAUCAACACCAUCAGCAUUUGUCGCGUCUUGUAGCGCGUCCUCUCCCCGGCCGGCAACACAACAAACCCACCUGCGCUACCACUUUACAUCAUUUGCUUUACGAAAUCCGAGCAAGCAAGGGAAAGCUGAAGGGAGAGAGGGAAGAUGUGAUGGGCAUACAACUAGACAACCUCAGACAAUGCAACAAUGGCUAGCCAACACCGAGCCCAAAAGAUCUCCAGUGCCAUCGACAGCCUUAUAGCCCACCUGAUCCCCGAAAACCCCUACGAAGACGACCAUACCGCCGAGCUUCGACACGACGAUUAUGCGUCAGCCGUCAAGGCCCUUCUCGAACAACCCUCCUCGCCAAGCUACGAUGCGGACGUUAACAAUGCCUCAGACUUGAUCAAGAGGAAGUUGAUCCAGGGAAAUCCGACCCAGGCACUGCGCUUCUCUCAUCUCUAUACCCGACUACUAUCCCUCCCGGUUCUCAACCAGAAAUGGGCGAUCCUCUACUUUCUAUACCAGCUCUCGGACUCGCCAGAUCCCAAUGAGCCCCUUCCUUUGAGUCCGCUUCCGCAACAGCAGCCCCAUUUCGACCCUCAGUUUCAGCCUCAGAUCCAGGCGCAAACACCUCCGCCGCAACUUCUAAGACCUCCCCAACAGGCAGCUUGGCCUGCCGAACCCAGGAUCCCGGCAUAUGAAGAGGUUCAGGAUGAGGAGGUGAUGGAGGAUGCCCCUUCUCCAGAGGGAUCUCACAAUGUUCCGCCAGAAAGGCCAAGACAUGGUAGAGACCAAGGUCAUACGCCUGCCCAGAGUCACCAGGCUGGUCCUGCUUCAAGAGACGAGAGGGAUGUGGCACACGACCCUUCGGAGCCGGCCUUGUUAAGGGACCUGCCUUUUACCCUGCAGGGCCUCUCGUCGGCAACUCUCCCUUUUCUCAACGACACAACGUUGAAGCUACCACCAACACUCCCUAUUCCUAUCAUCUCUCUUCUCAACACACUGGCCGAGCCUUCGCUUCUCUACAGAGGACUGAACGAGUUUACCAAAACGCCGGCAAACGGCUUACUGGGCCAGAGUCUAAGGGCUGCGAUUAGCAAGGAGCUUCGAUCAUAUCUGACCCUGGUGGCCACUCUGGAGACCCAAAUUCGCCGUGCUCUCUCUGAGCUCGAUGAGACCGCUCCCCGUGGUGGCAUUGGAAAGACCGGUGUGACACUUAAGCGAUGUGUGGUAUGGACCCGUGAGGCAACCAUGGGCCUGCGCCUCAUGUCUCUGAUUGCGGAGGAGAGCAAGAAUAAGCAUGGUGGGCAGUUGAUCACUCUGAUUCACAGCUUCUCGUCUUCGCAUGGCGACCCUGUUGUGGCUGCUUUCGCUGAACGGUUGCUUGUUGACGUGACUCGCCCAUUCUACGAUAUCCUACGCCGCUGGAUUUAUGACGGAGAGCUCCUCGAUCCCCAUAUGGAGUUCUUUGUCCGGGAACAGAACCCCCACGACGAGGAGAGGAAAGACGCCAAAGCUAAGGGCCAAAUGAGUGUCUGGAACUCCAAGUAUGAGAUCGUUGAGGACAUGGUUCCGAGCAUUAUCACGUCCGACUUUUCUAAAAAGGUUUUCCUCAUCGGAAAGUCCCUUAACUUUAUCCGCCACAGCUGCGGCGAUCACAAAUGGGUCGAAGACUACAGUAAAAAAGCCUCCAGGGAGCUCAAGUAUGGCGACACGGCUACCCUGGAAGCCUGGAUUGAUGAGGCACAUAGGGAGACAAUGAGCCACCUUAUGCACCUCCUGAGCGAUCAGUUCCGCGUCUUCGAUCAUCUAGAGGCGCUAAAGCGGUACAUUCUGCUGGGCCAGGGCGAUUUCAUUGCUCUGCUGAUGGAGUCGCUAGCUCCUAACCUAGAUCGGCCAGCGGGUGCUCAGUAUCGGCAUACUCUUACUGCGCAGCUUGAGCAUGCCAUCCGAGGCUCAAACGCUCAAUAUGAUGACCCAGAAAUUACCAAUCGCCUGGAUGCCCGCAUGCUUCAGCUCAGCCAUGGCGAUAUCGGCUGGGACUGCUUCACGCUCGAGUACAAGAUUGACGCACCCGUUGACGUCGUUGUCACCGAGUGGGGCAACCGACAGUACCUCAAGGUCUUCAACUUCCUUUGGCGUAUCAAGCGUGUCGAGUUUGCCCUGGCCUCUACCUGGCGCAAGUGCAUGACCGGCGCCCGCGGCGUUCUCCAGACAUCAGACGAGAAGGUGCUCCAGACCUGGAAGAGCACCCGGGGUGUUCUCGCCGAGAUGGUACAUUUCGUCGGCCAACUACAGUACUACAUCCUCUUCGAGGUCAUUGAAAGUAGUUGGACCGAACUCCAGAAGAACAUUCACAAGGAGAACUGCACGCUCGACGACCUAAUAACCGCCCACACCAAAUACCUUACCUCUAUCACACACAAGGGUCUCCUAGGGGCCAAACGACGACAGUACCCGCAGACAGGCGAUCCCGCCGCCGCACCUUCCACGACCGACGAAGAACGCAACUCCUACAUGGUCCAACUCAGCGAGCUCCUCCGGACAAUGCUCGCCUACAGAGACAGCGUAGACGGCCUCUACAGCUGGUCCGUCUCCGACUUUACGAGACGUCAGGAGAAGGAGACAGCCGGGCUCAUCUACUCACACCGCGGCGGCGGCGGCGCCCGAACCACGCAGCGAGACCGAGCAGAUUCCCAAGCUGCGUCCAUGGCUGACUCGAUGGACCUCGAUCCUCCAUACGACUAUAACAACGACUCCUCAGCCACCGGCGGCGGCGGUGACGCGGGAGCCGUUAAGAGCGAGUUCCCGGCGUUGCAGGACCGGUUGAAGCAAUUGGGCGCCAACUUUAAGACGAGGCUGCAGAUCCUCCUGGGAGAUCUGGCGUAUCAGCCGGAUGUGGAUAUGCGGUUUUUGGGGGUUUCGAUGAAUUUCAAUGAUGUGUAUCAGCCUGUGAGGAGGAAGACGAAGAGCUCGUCGAGUGCUGCUGUUCCGAGCGGUGGGGCUACCUCUGUAGCUUCGGGGGCAUCGUCGGGAUCGGGGGGCGCUCUUCAGGGGCAAGCUCAGGCUGCGGGGGGGAGUGGUGGGCAAGUAGGAGGAGGAGGGACGACGAAUUUUCGUGGGACAGAUACCUCGAAGGCCUAGGCAGCAUGCGGAUCAUCUGACGGGAGCGAUUUGAGUAGGGGACCGAGAUAUUUGUACCGGAGCCGGUAGGGACAGUUUGAGUCGAUAGGUGUACCACUAGUUGUAGGAUGGAUGGGGAGUGGCGGGAGGAAUGAAAGUCGGACUUAAUACGAACAUCGGAAGAAUGA